AUGGUUCUUGCUAAUGCAAGACAGUUUUUUUCUUACCACUCUUUCCUCUUUUCAUUUUCAGAUGAAUUUCCACAAACUGUAAAGACAUUUCAAGUCUCCAUCUCUGGAAUCAGGGUGGAGCUGACAUGCCCUGAGGAUCCUGAGUCUGAACCAAUAAGCUGGGAAAAAAAUGGUGUGAAAUUACAGGAUCAACAGGAACACCACCUAUUGAUCGACCCUUUUUCCGAAGUGAAAGACAAUGGUCAUUACUCCUGCUACAGAAGCAACUCUAAACUCCAUCACUAUGAUCUCUACUUAAAAGCAAGAGUGUGUGAGAGCUGCAUGGAGGUGGAUCUGAUGGCAGUGGCUGCGAUCAUCAUAGUCGACAUCUGCGUCACUCUGGGCCUGCUACUGCUGGUGUAUUACUGGAGCAAGAAUAGAAAAGCCAAGGCCAAGCCUGUGACCAGAGGAGCAGGUGCUGGCGGCAGGCCCGGUGGACAAAGCAAGGAGAGGCCACCGCCUGUUCCCAAUCCAGACUAUGAGCCCAUCAGGAAAGGCCAGCGGGACCUGUAUUCUGGACUGAAUCAGCGGGGCGUCUGACGGCUCCUGAGGACACCGCCUGC
Messenger RNA from Miniopterus natalensis, 602 nucleotides. Lineage: Eukaryota; Metazoa; Chordata; Mammalia; Chiroptera; Miniopteridae. The record is from RefSeq and is a predicted model, not a curated record.